Ustilaginoidea virens is the source of this 1728-nucleotide messenger RNA. RefSeq lists its product as uncharacterized. The record is from RefSeq and is a predicted model, not a curated record. Gene Ontology annotation, cellular component: endoplasmic reticulum membrane; endoplasmic reticulum. Gene Ontology annotation, molecular function: calcium ion binding. The transcript has 4 exons. The coding region runs from base 1 to 1728 and encodes 575 amino acids. Gene Ontology annotation, biological process: protein folding. NCBI's taxonomy places the organism in Eukaryota, Fungi, Ascomycota, Sordariomycetes, Hypocreales, Clavicipitaceae.
AUGAAGUUCAACGCUGCCGCAGCUGUAUCAGCUGCCAUCCUGGCCGGCGCUGUCCAAGCUGAUCAGGCUGACCAAAAGCCUUUGUCGCCUGCGGCUGCCAAAGUUCCUGAUCUCCCAUCCUUUACGCCUACCACACUGAAAGCCCCCUUCCUCGAGCAGUUCACCGAUGACUGGGAGAAGCGCUGGAAGCCGUCUCAUGCCAAAAAGGACAUGAAAGGCUCUGGCAAAGAUGAGGAGGAAUGGGCUUUUAUCGGAGAGUGGUCUGUUGAGGAGCCGUACCAGUACAAGGGCAUGAAAGGCGACAAAGGUCUUGUUGUCAAGAACCCCGCCGCUCACCACGCCAUCUCGGCCAAGUUUCCUCAGAAGAUUGACAACAAGGGCAAGACCUUGGUCGUUCAGUAUGAGGUCAAGCUUCAGACGGGCCUGGAAUGUGGUGGCGCCUACAUGAAGCUCCUCCGCGACAACAAGGCCCUUCACCAAGAAGAGUUUAGCAACACGACCCCGUACGUCAUCAUGUUCGGCCCUGACAAGUGCGGCCACACGAACAAGGUUCACUUCAUCUUCAAUCACAAGAACCCCAAAACUGGCCAGUAUGAGGAGAAGCACCUGUCUUCGCCCCCUACGGCCAAGAUUGUCAAGACCACCGAGCUGUACACGUUGAUUGUCCGCCCAGACAACACCUACGUCAUCAAGCAGAAUGGAGAGGAAGUCAAGUCUGGGUCGCUCCUCGAGGACUUUGUCCCCUCGGUCAACCCCCCGGCCGAGAUUGACGACCCAAAGGCCACCAAGCCCAAGGACUGGGUUGACGAGGCUCGUAUCACGGAUCCUGACGCUACAAAGCCUGAUGACUGGGAUGAGGACGCCCCCUUUGAAAUUGUCGAUGAGGAGGCCACUAUUCCCGAGGACUGGCUCGAGAACGAGGCUACGAUUGUAGCCGAUCCUGAGGCCCAGAAGCCCGAGGACUGGGAUGACGAGGAGGAUGGCGACUGGAUCGCUCCUACCGUCCCCAACCCCAAGUGCGCCGAUGUCUCUGGCUGUGGCCCUUGGACCAAGCCCAUGAAGAACAACCCCGAUUACAAGGGAAAAUGGUCCGCCCCUCUGAUUGACAACCCCGCCUACAAGGGACCCUGGGCCCCUCCCAAGAUCAAGAACCCCGACUUUUUCGAGGACAAGACUCCUGCCAACUUUGAGCCCAUGGGCGCUAUUGGCUUUGAGAUUUGGACCAUGCAAAAGGAUAUCCUCUUUGACAACAUCUACAUUGGACAUUCGGUUGCUGACGCGGAGAAGCUGGCUGCUCAGACGUUCAAGCUGAAACACGCGGUCGAGAAAGUUCUGGCCGAGGCUGACCAGCCCAAGGAGGAGGAAAAACCAAAGUCGCCACUCGACCUCAAGUUCCGCGAUGACCCCGUUCUCUACGUCAAGGAAAAGCUCAAUCUCUUCGUCACCAUUGCCAAGAGGGAUCCCGUCGAAGCCGUCAAGUUUGUUCCGGAAGUUGCUGGCGGCCUGGCCGCUAUUGCCGUGACCUUGGUUGCCAUUAUCGUUAGCCUGGUUGGUCUGGGAGCAUCUUCACCUGCUGUCAAGGAGACGGCCGCAGCCGCCAAGGGCAAGGCCAAGGAGGUCAAGGACGCAGUCGUCGAGGCCACUGCUUCUGCUACUACUGCCACCACCACUGGUGCUGAGAAGGCCAAGGGUGAGGCGAACAAGCGUACUACCCGCAGCCAAUCGUAA